Molecule: messenger RNA, 3994 nt
Organism: Stereum hirsutum FP-91666 SS1
Lineage: Eukaryota; Fungi; Basidiomycota; Agaricomycetes; Russulales; Stereaceae
Product: RdRP-domain-containing protein
Exons: 15
Coding region: 98-3460 (1120 amino acids)
Biological process (GO): siRNA processing
Cellular component (GO): nuclear RNA-directed RNA polymerase complex
Molecular function (GO): RNA-directed RNA polymerase activity
Source: RefSeq, a predicted model, not a curated record
CCGACAUUUCUUGCGCUACCUUGUACUAUAAACCACCUCUGCUUUCCAACCGCGACACCUCACUAUUUGAACCUUUGUUUUCUUACCCCCCUUUGUUAUGCCACCAGCAGGGCCCAGCCGUGAAGGCGCGUUCAAGAAGGAUGAGUACGUCGUGAUCAGGAAGGCAACGAUCAAAUGGGGCCGUCAGGGCUCUAAGCACGUACCUGUGCUCAGUGACUUGAGGACACAAUUACAUCCGUCGAUGCGCGCCGCUAGGAUCUUGGGGGACGAGACUUACAAGAUCGUUGUCGUCUCUUUCAAGAUUCGCAAUAACAAGGAUUCCUACCGCGAUGGGGAUGUUCGGUCUCGAGACAUUCCGAAGAUCAUGGAGCAUGUCGUGCACGAAGGUAUACAACAAGAUGGCCACAGGUAUACCUUCUUAGGCUACACCGAAUCUCAACUAAAAGCCACUCAGUUCAUGAUGUUCGAAGGCGACAAAGCAGCUACCCAAAAGCUCUUGCGUACGUUUGGAAAGCUGGACGCUGUCUACCAGAAGUCAGGGUAUGGGAAGUAUGCCGCGCGACUUGGCCUGUCUUUUUCCUCCACGGCAGUCGGACUGGAUGCCCCUCACAGCCGUGUCACCGAGAUACCUGACCUUGUAGCCCGAGACGGUACUCUCAUGUCUGAUGGUUGCGGUGUUAUUCGAGAUUCCGUUUUGGCCAUUAUAUGUGCUAACAGAGGCAUUCGACGGGACACGCACUGUAUCCAGAUUCGUUGGAACGGUCACAAAGGCAUGCUCGUUGGCUACCCCGACGCCUUCUGUACAGAUGUGCUUCAUAUGGGCGAGAAUUGGAUCGCAGUCCGUCCUUCGAUGAAGAAAUAUGACGGCCGACUGACCUCGCUAGAGAUCAACGCUGUAUCGCACCCUGCGGGUUCGGCCAGGCUCAACAAAAUGUACAUUCUGUUGCUCCUGACAGCAGGGAUCCCUGCCGCAACGAUCCACGAGCUACUCAACGAGCAAUUGGAGAAGCUCGAUUUGUUCAUGACCGAUCGUGAUAAGGCCAUUGAGAUUUUGGAAGGCACGGACUCUGCGCAGCUCGACGCGGACGGCGAGGGCUUCAAUCAAGAAUUAUUCGAGGGGCUUCUGGCUUCGCAUGAUCUCAGCGAGCCGUACGUCAAAUGGUUGAUGCUGAAGUAUCAAAAAUUACGGUACAGGAGGCUGAGAGAAAAGAUCUGCAUCGAUGUUAAGUUAUCUUGGUUGCUGUUUGGAAUUGUGGACGAAUCUCGGACGCUCAAGCCAGAUGAAGUCUACAUACAUAUGCCCCAUCGAGAUGGCGUUAUCAUCGGUUGGGUCGUAGUCUGCAGGACUCCUGCUUACGCUCCUGGAGACAUGAGAGUGUUCAAGGCGGUCAGCAAGCCUGAGUUGCUGCAUCAUACGAAUUGCAUCGUGUUCUCCGGACAUGAGAGCUGUCCACGCUCUGUCACAGACAUGAUCAGCGGCGGUGAUCUCGAUGGCGAUAAGUUCUGGGUUUGCUCUGACCCUCGCCUGGUCCCCAAACGAUCAAACAUAUUCCCGCCUUCCCAGCGUGCUUCUCCGGCUGCGGCUGUAUCCUCUCGAAAAAACAGCCUCAAAGACAUGCCUCAGGCCUCCAUUGAUACCUUCGUCAUUCAACAUGGGACAUCGCUGCUAGGCCAGAUCAGCAGGAAAUGGACGGCGCACACGGCCAACCAUCCAGACCUUGCUGCAUCUGAAGAGUCAAGGAAGCUCGCAUCGUGCUUUGAGGCUGCCGUCGAUCUAACGAAGACGGGCGAAAACCAGCAACAGAUCCAGGAAGACGUGAAUAACAUCAAGACUUUGCAUGACCCGGUCGACAUUUCAGAGGCACGCCCGAAAAAUCCCCUUCAAGCUCUGGUGUCUGAUAUCCCUGAUUCGACAUUGGGAGAAAUGGAGCACUGGAGGCCCGACCCAGCGCUAAUACUGGAAGAUACCAAUCCUCAGAGAUAUCGAGAACAUCUUAAGGAGGGCGAGAAGGUUAUGCCAAAGUACAAUGGCGAGUUAUCGGCUGCGAUCAAGCUUGAUGACCAGGAGGAUGCAAACACCGAUUUAGACGAUGACUCAACCCCUGAACCGUCGUCCCCGAGCUCGAGUCAGCGAUCAAAGUCUGAGCCGAAAAGGUCAGAGUUGGUGAAGCAAUCCUAUAUCGAUAAGUACUUUAGUGGUCGCACUCCUGCCGAACAUGCAGACGAACGGCUUCGAGCGUCCGCAUGGUAUGCAGUGGGCUACAAGCACAAGAAGAAAGGCUUCGCCUGGUUGGGAGCACGCCAGCUAAACGCGAUCAAAGCUGAGGCCAAUUAUGGCGGGAAAAUACCACUCGUAGUCGGUAGACGCGCCACGCCACUGAGUCAAACAUCUUCGGACUUUUCGUCUUCAUCGACACUAGUCGCUCCACUGGAUGCUACCUCGACCCAACGCUCGACAUUCUCGACACCCUCCUCUUCACAGAACUCGAUAGACGCGGACGUGGAUUCUGAGCCUUCGCCUUCACCUUCACCUUCACCGUCACCCCCAACUCGUCCAAUGACGCGCUCACGAGCGAUCCGUCCUCCGCCUCUCCCGCGUCCAAUCUCCCAAUCCUCGUCUUCUACCAAUGUUGCCUCAGACCCGAACCCAGACCCGCCCACAGAUUCCGACUCCGAUUCUUCGAGUGGCGACACUGACUUUUACUCCUACCACUCUCAAUCUACGGUUGCCGACGACGAAGUUCUUCCCAUCCUCCCAAAAUCCGAAGACGACCUCCCCGGUUCAAGUCAAGGCUUGGAUUUCAGUCUUCGGACAGCGGAGCUCCCCCGCCACCCUGUCGCCACCGAAGUUCCCCCUUGUCGCUCGGGCCACUCAAUAGGCUCUCACGAAUGGCGCGUUAUGCAAGGAGCGACUCGGAGUUGGAGGAGGUAUACGUGCAAGAAGUGUGCGUGUAUCGUGAAGGAGACUAAGUCGAAAGCAAGCGGAUUGUGGGAUCCGGCUGGGUCGUCGUUCGAUACGGGAGCAGUACCCGUGCAAAUGACUGUUCGACGGGCUGAGAGCCCACCUACUGGUCCAGUGACUCGAGCUGGAGGUACGAGGGGUAGGCCAAGAACGAGGGCUCAGGAUGUGAUGAGUCCUUCAAGCGGCACAGUUACGGUCGUCCAAUCCACUCAACCUCGUGGUCGCGGUCAAGCUCUUAGGGGGGACGCAUCCUCCGCUACGCUUGCUACAUCAGAGCCCCUCUCUGUGGUCCUCGUUGUCGACCAGCCGAAACCAUCCUUACCUGUCGCCACACCCAACCUUGACACUUGCCAGGGUAAACCCGGGGUGCAACACAAGUGGAAGUCUGGUGGUGCGAACGGCUUCUCGAGGAAGUAUGUAUGUGAGAUGUGUCAGAUGAAGGUGGAGGAGAAGAAGAAAGAUGGCAGGUGGAUCAGUUUUGAUGUGAUCAGGCGUUAGGCUGCUUACAAUGCCAACAUUUUCUCUUCGAGUCGUGCGUGUACGAUCUGCCAUGCCGCCAUGUUUCUAUCCCUUUCCUCGGUUCUAUUCUCAUUUCUACUCUCGGUUUUCUUUUCUGUCCUGCGGUUUAUCGUCUCUUCUGGAUUGUAUUAUGCUAUGUGAGUUUCCUGCCGAAUGCCCCGAGGUUCGAUACCGGGAGCUGACGCUCUACUAUACCGUCCCCUUUUCACACUUUUUCUUCAUCGCGCUACCUCAUUUAUGCUUCACCCCUGCCUUCCACACCACUCGCGUCUCUAUUUCCUGGAUCAUCGUCACCCCAUGCUCCCGUUCCAUGUUCACCCGCCUUUUUCAAUUCAUCGCCUGUCAAUGAUUCUGCCUACCUCGCCACAUGCACCCUCUGUCUUUUAUCCUCUAUCAGUUUCACUGGUUGUUACUUCACAUGCGACACCCUACUUCGUACCUCCCAACACCGCGCUCUCCUCUCACCUCCUCGCACCCCGCCUUACCUCACCUCUACCUUGUACCGACUUUACC